This is a messenger RNA of Cavenderia fasciculata, 1917 nucleotides long. RefSeq lists its product as uncharacterized. The transcript is spliced from 3 exons. The coding region runs from base 1 to 1917 and encodes 638 amino acids. The record is from RefSeq and is a predicted model, not a curated record. Lineage: Eukaryota; Evosea; Eumycetozoa; Acytosteliales; Cavenderiaceae.
AUGAACUUGACCAGUCAAACCGAAGACGUGACGGUGCCAUACAAAUUGCCCCCCUCCUCUGCGUCUAUGGCCGGUGGUCAUCAUCUGUCGUCAGAGACAUCAUCAGACAACUGCCGUGCUGUAUCGCCCUCCUCUUCUGUAUCGAUGCAGACCAAGAACAAGCAACAACUAACUUCACCAUCCUCAUCAUCAAUAAUAACCAACCAUAAUAACAAGCGCCCUUUUCAUGUACCAACCGAUGGCGCAUCACCUUCAGACUCACCUGUUACGUCACCUCGCAAUCCAUCACCCACACCCAACCAAUAUAACUCCCAACACCAUCAACAACAACAUAGUGCCCCUGAUCUUGGAGCGCAUCAGCAUCACCAACAACCAUUCAAAAAACAAAGAGACUCGCCAACCUCGGCUAUAACCCACGCCUCGAAAUCUCAUAAAGCAGCUUCACCAACACCAACAUCGUCUUCAUCAGCCUCCUCUGCACCACCAACAACAGCAACAACAGUUUAUGGAACGGCUCUUAGUAUGCUAGUAUCGACCGCUACCUCCUCUGACAAUACAACCACCCAUCACCACCAUCACCAUCAUAUAGCCUUGGAUGAAAUGUCGUCUCCUCCAACAGUGCACCACACGACCAUUUUACCACCGUUGGGCGGCACCACAAAGAGAGAGAUUGGCAGCGGUAGCAGCAGCGGUGGAUUGUCAUCUAAUCUCCUUGGACUAUUGGGUACAUCGGCCGAGUCAUCUGACAUUAUUGUAAAUAGUGGUUUCAUCACCAAAUCAUCAUCUUCCUCUUCCCCAAGAGUUGUCGAACAACAACACCAACAAAAGGGUCAGUCCCAAUUAUCUUUAUCAAAUAUUAUUUCUACCGCUACGGCUGCUGCUGCUGCUGCUGGCCAAGAUUGUGACAGUGCCAGUGAAACUAUAACUCUAAGUAAAUCAAAGGUUUUGGAGAUUGAAAAGGAAUUAAAUAGUCUCAAGAAACAAGUUGCUCAACAACAGCAACAACAACAACAACAACAUCAACAACAUCAACAUCAACAACUACACCAACAACACCCAAUGUAUUCAGCUCAAGGAAAUAAUAUUGUUUCCGUUCCACUCCUCAACUUGAACCAAGCUCAACAACAAUCCAUUAAUAAUAUUAAUAAUGGUAGUAAUAGUAAUAGUAAUACGCCAUCAUCGUCAUCGUCUGUGCCUCAUACUCCGACCACGUCGAGUCAGGUGUUGCCACUGUCCCCAACAUCUAGCCAGAUUAGAGACUUGGUGACCAAGGAAGCACUGCGUAUCAACGCAGGUCUCGUCGAUCAGAUCCGAAGCACCACACACAAGCUCGAAGAGUUUACAAAGUAUUUUGGCGAAUUCAAGAAUGCAGUUGACAAUCAUUUGUUGAUGCAAGAGGAACGAUACAGACAAAUCUACGCUAAAAUGGUCGAGUAUGACCGCAGCAUAUCCUACUGUACCAAUCAAUUACAACACCAUCAACAACAACAACAACAACAGGCUCAAGUACACCAAUUACAACAUCAACAACAACAACAACAACAACAGGCUCAAGCACAAGUACAUUACCAACAACAACAACAACAGGCAUCACAAUCUGUACAACAACAACAACAACAACAUCCACACCACCAUCAUCAUAAUCCAGCAGCUGUUCCACAAGGUGGUAAAUCACCAUCUAUGGUUGGAGGAGGAGUAGGAGGAGGAGAACAGUAUCCACCAAUUGUAUAUGGUAAAAUGACUCAGGGUGGAUAUCCUGGUGAAUCACAUCAUCCACAUGCCUAUUAUGAACCUUCUAUUACGCCAAGAGGGGGUAGUGGUAGUGGUAACAAGGAUGGUAGUCAUGAAACUCCCCGUGGAUACUAUUACCAUUCAUCUUCCUCAUCAUCUGCCGGUCACCCAUACUUUAAUCAAUAA